This is a messenger RNA of Plectropomus leopardus (leopard coralgrouper), 7780 nucleotides long. RefSeq names its product polyamine-transporter SLC45A4-like. Gene Ontology annotation, molecular function: sucrose:proton symporter activity. NCBI's taxonomy places the organism in Eukaryota, Metazoa, Chordata, Actinopteri, Perciformes, Serranidae. Gene Ontology annotation, cellular component: membrane. Gene Ontology annotation, biological process: transmembrane transport. The record is from RefSeq and is a predicted model, not a curated record.
CAGAUGGUCACUCAGUUAGCCGGGUUGCUAACCUAAAUAUCAUAGUUUUGCUGUCGCGUUAUCGAAAAUUGACACAGCCAAGGAAACUUAACGCGGAGCCACUUAAGCUUUAGCGGAGUAAAAUCUCAGGUUGCUGUGUCACUCAGUGUGUCUUUGCCAAGAAGUUUCCACACGCUCUGACCCUGACUUGCCAGGAGGCGUGCACACACACACACACACACACACACACACACACACACACACACUCACACACACACACACACAGACAGACACGGACAAACACUAAAGCUAAUUUUACAAAAAUAAAAGACUGUAUGCACACAGCCUCCAGCACAAACUAACCAGCCACAGCAAACACAUUCAAAGACCAACUCUGACUCACGACUGCAACCAACAACACACAUAACGCCACUCCCUGCCUUCCACCUCUUCUGCUCCUCCUCGCUCCUCCCUGUACCUCUGGAGCUACGCAGAACUUUUUGUUUUCUCCUGAUUUUUGAAUCUUCAACAGAGGAACAGCUCUUCUGCUGAGCAACUGGCGGCGUGAUGUCCACAGGAUAAAAUGUAUGGAAUAUAUUUUUAUAUCAUCUUUUUGGAUAUAUUGAUCUCAUUAUAAUGAUGAUUCCUGCCACCAACUCAAUUAUUUGUGAUCCUUUGGCUUUGAACCCAGAAGGAGCUCACCUGCAAAGAUGCACUUUGUUUAAUUAUUCUGGAUGCCUUUGGCUUCACUUACGCAGUGAGUGAGCAAGAUGAAAAUAAUGGACAUUAUAUGUUCUAUUAGCAUAUGAUAAUAACAUAGUAUAUUUCUGCGCAUAUCGGAUAUAGUAGCAAUAAGUGGUACACACUGAUACCAACCAUUCUGCACAAGAAAUCCAUUAUAAGACUGAAAUGGGAGGAGAAGCAGAGGAGAGGGAGGCCUCUGGCCCUCAGGAGAAGAGGAAACCCAAGGAAGAAGAGAGUGACAGCGAGAAGGAGGUGGAAGAAGAGGGCAGAGGCAUGCAGAUCCCUCUGCAUCGCUGGAUAAUGCACGGAGCAGUGAUGUUUGGACGAGAGUUCUGCUAUGCCAUGGAGACAGCCCUGGUGACGCCAGUACUGCUGCAGAUAGGUCUUCCUGAACAGUAUUACAGUUUAACCUGGUUUCUCAGUCCUAUCUUGGGUCUCCUCUUCACACCUGUGAUUGGCUCAGCCAGUGACCGCUGUACUCUGCGAUGGGGCCGCAGAAGACCAUUCAUUCUGGCGCUGUGUGUAGGUGUGCUGCUGGGAGUGGCGCUCUUCUUAAAUGGAUCAUUAAUAGGCCUUUCGAUUAGUGAUAGUCCCGGCAGUCAGCCGAUUGGCAUCGUCCUCACAGUAGUAGGUGUGGUGGUGCUGGACUUCUGUGCUGAUGCCUCUGAGGGACCAAUCAGAGCUUACCUUCUUGAUGUUGCCGAUACUGAAGAGCAAGACAUGGCUUUGAAUAUUCAUGCCUUCUCUGCUGGGCUUGGCGGAGCAGUGGGCUACAUGCUGGGUGGACUAGACUGGACUGGCACAGCUCUGGGUCAAGCAUUUAAAUCCCAGGAACAGGUCCUCUUCCUGUUCGCAGGCAUCAUCUUCAUUAUCUCUGUCACACUGCACAUGCUCAGCAUCCCUGAGCAAAACUUUGCUCCAUCAAAUCACAUUAAAGGCACAGGAAGUGGGGAGUCUCUCAGCCAGCUGUCUUUCAGGCCCGUUAACAACACGCCACCUUCACUUGAUGUGAUUGCAGAGGAAGUGGCUUCAGCUCAAGCCCCGUCCAGAGAGGGUAACCUGUCAGAUUCCGAGAAUGAGGAAAUGGAUUUUCUUGCCGUGGAGCGAGUGCGGAGUAAGAGCGAUUCAAUCUUAGCCAUGCCAGAUGCUACGAUCGAGUUGGAUUCUGAUCUCGAACCAGAUGUACAGCUUUUCCUGCCAGAGGUGCAUCACUUUCUACCAGAGAUACAGGGAGAUCUAGAAGAUGUUUUCAAGCCAUCAGACCACAGUACUGGGUCACCGUCUCCUUCUGGUGGACCACCUGCCCUUCAUGAUGGGAUGGUGACAUUAGAGCCUAAAAAUCCAGCUUGGCCUGAACUUAAGGGUCCAACAAACGGCCCUUCUUCUCUCCUUCAGAAUAGUUCUGGCUCAAAGGACUCAUAUCUGAAAACACAGGUCAAAGCUGCCAACGGUGUCAAUGCUCGCUUGUCUUCUGAUCACUCCAGUGCAAUGAAAGGCCACGCCUCCACUAGGCUGCCAAACCGCCCCUCCAACACCUCAGUUUCAUCACGACCACACUCACACACCUUCUACAGACAGCCCUCCUUCACUUUCUCCUACUAUGGACGAGUGGGAUCACAGCGCCAUCGACUGAAAAGGACAGCACCACUGAGCCCUCGACCAAUCACCACCUCACGCAGUCUGAAUGAUCUGAGUGAACUCCAGCGGUGUGCAGACAGGCGGGAGUUGCAGCUGUCAGCUAGCAGUCUGUCAUCUGAGGGCUCCAGCAUUGAGGGAGGACCAGAUAAGGGUACAACUGUUCGGCUGCUCUGGUUGUCCAUGCUGAAGAUGCCGAGGCAGCUUUGGAGACUAUGUGUGUGUCACCUUCUCACAUGGUUCUCCAUUAUAGCUGAAGCUGUGUUUUACACCGAUUUCAUGGGGCAAGUCAUCUACCAUGGAGACCCCACGGCACCAGCUAAUUCCACAGAACUGCUAAAUUAUCACAGAGGAGUGCAGAUGGGCUGCUGGGGCCUGGUGGUCUAUGCUGCUACUGCUGCGGUCUGCUCUGCAAUCCUCCAGAAGUACCUGGAUAAUUUUGAUCUGAGCAUUAAGAUCAUCUACAUUGUUGGAACUCUGGGAUUCUCCACAGGAACUGCUGUCAUGGCAAUCUUCCCUAAUGUUUAUGUUGCCAUGGUGAUGAUCAGUACCAUGGGCAUCAUCUCCAUGAGUAUCUCCUACUGUCCCUAUGCAUUACUCGGGCAGUACCAUGAAAUCAAAGAGUACAUUCACCACAGUCCAGCAAACACAAGAAGAGGUUUUGGUAUUGACUGCGCCAUCUUAUCCUGCCAGGUCUAUAUCAGCCAGAUUUUGGUUGCUUCGGCCCUUGGAGCUGUCGUCGACGCAGUCGGCAGUGUGCGUGUCAUUCCUGCAGUGGCCUCUGGGGGCGCCUUCCUUGGCUUCCUUACUGCCUGUUUCCUCGUCAUUUAUCCUGACAUGGAGCCCAGCAGUUCAGAGCAGGAGCAGGGCUUGGUGGGUUUCCCUGGAGAUUUAGACCCAAACGGAGGAAGGACCAGUGACCAGAGGUUGGCUCUGCUGAACCUCACAGACGGAGAUAGUUUAAAGAAGACAGAGAAUCACUCUGUUGCCUAAGCAUUAACAUGUAAAGAAACAUUAAGGUUUCUCCUCACUAAGCACAAACCACAGCAUGUGGGAAUUGUACCAAACGUCUGUGCCAUUCUACAGGAGGAAAGAGGGAUAACAUGUCAGAAAGCUGACUUCAGAAAUCUAGGUGGGAUGGAUUUCGAUGGAUUAUCUUCUUGGAUUAGAGGACUGAAAAGAAGAAACAAUCUCAGUGUUGGGCUGCUAUGUUUGACUUAUUACUACCUCAGCCUUAAAACAAAUAAAUGUUUGCAUGGUUAGAUGGAUAGAAGUAAGCCAUAAAGUUACAACUGGUGCAAAGCGGUGCAGAGUGCAGCGCAACUGUCAUUGAUAGUUUCAGAGUGAUGAAGCUGUCAUUUUCACAGCCAGUGCCCACAUUGUAAAAGUAGCAAAUGUUCUUGCGCCCAUCUGUGCAUCCAUGGGCCUAUAGGUUAAAUAUGGUAUGAUCAGGCACAUUUUUGGCAUUUAGAGGCAUAAAGUUGUUGCGUCAUUGACCAACAACAACCUGGUCUGAAGUCAGAGCCGCUUCAUUUACUUGUUAUUUCGUUAUUCGUUAUUCGUUAUUUCGUUAUACUUGUUGAGUCGUUAUUCAAAUUAAAAGAUGUGCCUUCAUAGGCAGGUUUACAAGGUGUGCACACUCACUUGUUACACACAUGUUGAUGGUUUGAAUUUGGACAAAAUACACACACACACACACACACACAGUAUAUAUUCUCUACAAUGUCAACAGAGCAGAGAUCAGAGCAGAGCUGCUAUCUGACUUCAUAUUAAGAGAUAUGACGGCUUAACUUCAUUGAUUUUUUAAGUAGCUAAACAUUUAGUUCUGAUUCCUCUGUCAAGUUUAUAACUGCAUAUUUUAGAUUUGCUGCUUAAAUGUUCCACAAAGUUUACAUUACAUUAUUGCUCUUACUGCAUUAUUCUCAGCAGAAAUCUCCUGCUUCUCCAUCUGUAAAGCCCACCAUGAUAAUAGCAAUGCGACAGGUAUGUACAUGUGCAAAGGGAAUAAAGGGAAUGGGAGAUGACUCUCUGAUUGGUGGACUUUACGUUUUGCCUACAACACACCAAUGAUUAAAUAAGCGACUAAAUACCACCCCUUUGCCCCUUGUACCUUACUUUGCACCCAAAUAAUUUCCCAUCAAACAUGGAAAAAGUGGAGUUGGAUGCACCCUAAAUGCACUUAGACCAUGCUCUAUAGAUUUAAAAAUAGCUCUAAGGAAAAUGAGAAGUGUAUCAGUCUGAAACUAUCGAUGACAGUUGUGCUGCGUUGUGCGAGCGGUGUAAGAUAGAGCACUAAGAGCCACUUGACAGUGAGUCUGUCAGACUGUUGAAACUAACCGCUCGUACUGAAACAAACGUGAGCCUCCUUUGCAAAAACACAAUUGGGAAGCACACACAGCACUUUCUGUCUCACUUCUGAACAUACCUGUCACACCAAUGCUGCAGAAUGAUGUAAUGUGUGAUAUUUUACCUCACAGAAGCUGCUUCAUAACUGCUGAAGGGACAAUCAUAGUGCUGUGAACUUGUGCAGCUUAUUGAUGUAAAUAUUUACUUCAGUCUGUGAAUGGAAUAUCUUAAUAUUAUAAUAUUAUUUUAAAUGCCCAGUUUCCAAAACACAGAUAAAGCCUUCCACAUAUGCUGCAGAUUUAACAAAACAGUUUAAUUUCAUGCAUUUUUAAAAAAAUUCACGUCAAAAAUGUUGGAAUCUGUUACAUAGCAAGUCAGUGUGUUUUUACGCCUGUACAGAAACUGAAAUUCAGAAUGCCACAUUUUCCUGUCGUGCCAUUUCAAACAUGAGACAUUAUAUAAUGUACUUAGGAAAUUAAACCAGGAGCUGUGAUAAUGUAUUUUUGGCCUUAUGGUUCAGUCUGCAGAUGGAUCUGUUAUCCACAUUGGUUUUAUUUAAAUAACCUACCAAAUUCAAUGCAAAGUCUAAACCAAGACCGAAUUUGUUGUGAAUUUACACUCUAAUCUCUCAAAUUUGACCCCAGGUAUAUUUGGGUUUCAUCGUGAUUUGUAUUGGAGGUGGCAUUCCUUUUACUUUCUAUUGAAUUAAUUCAAAAGGUGUUUUUGAAGAAAAAAGCCAUUCCAGAUACAGUUAAAAUUUGAAACAAGUUCAUCAUAGCGCAUUUAUCAUAAUUCAGUCAGUUAGAAAGUAUAAUUGGAUGGAAAUGCGCUGCCAUAAAGUCAAGUUACAUUUAUUUAUAGAGCACAUUUUAAAACAACAAACGUUGACCAAAGUGCUUCACAAGAAGAUAAAAUAAAUUGGAAGCAUGUUCAAAUAGAAACUCCGGGAAUGAACAAAUAAAGUUAUGAAUAGAGACAGAGCGCAGCGCAUCAUACACCAGAGGCCACACCCAUCAGGUGGGGAAAACUAGUGGCGCCACAUUAUGUAACUGAACAGUGAAAUGCUAACAAAGUGUCUGUAGCUAGCUGGAACAUUUGAUAUCAGCAAGUCAAAUGCAUAUUUUAAAACCUUAUGUCUUACAUGAAAAGCUUCAGACACCUUCAAACAAUACAAAGUUAAAGAAGAGCGAUAGAUUGUUUUCCCCCACGGGAGGGUGAGGGACUUAAAUGCGCUCUGUCUCUAUAGGAGAAAGUAAGAGCAUAUAAUAUCAUGAUACAAAUCAUAAUAACUUAAUUCAUAACACAAAAAUAGCAUUGUGAAAAACAACAAAAUGAAAUGCAGGUAGAGUCAGGCGGUGUGGUCGAGCAUGUCAACAUAAUGAUGGUUAAAAGGCUAAAGAAAAGAGAUGGGUCCUACGGGACUGCUGUUCGCGCUUUGUGUCGGGAGUCUAAUCCCUCCUUUCUGAAGGCUCAUCUCAGGGGAACCUCAUCACUCCUGAACAGGAGAGUUGGUAUCAAAAUCCAGGGAGCCUUAAGUUCACCAACAAGAGCAGUCUAUAUUUUAAUGAGGGCAGUUUAAUAUUAGAUGGUUCUUAACUGUUCCUGAGGCCCUUCAUGCUGCAUAUUGAAUGCUAGAGAGGACCACUUCUAUGCAAGGCCAACGGCUGAUCUAUGCAAACUUGAAAUUCCCAUUGGCUGAGCUGUUUUGACCAAAUGAACCUUAAAAGCACACAAUCUUCUCAGUUCACUUUCCACCUUGUAGAAUUGUUCAACUCGGAAAUAACAACGCCACAAGCGAAGAGAGAUUUUUCAGCAAGAACAUCUCUGUCUGCUAGAAAUUAUGUUUGUAUGUCACCAAACUGCUUUCUUAAUUAUGUUGCAACGUAAUCGCUGCUUUCUUUCAGGUAACCAAACACGACAUUCAUGUACCACGUGAAUGUACAGAUGAAAAAAAGCUUCCUGGCUAAUUCUGGCAUUUUUAUACCUUAUGUAUUUAUUCAUUUGCACUACCCCUAAUGAACUAAACCAAAACCACAUAGGCUCAGAAGGAGGUGGUUUGGGAGGAUGAUGGAUACACACAGUGCAGGACCUUGACACCAGAACUUUGACUUUAUUUCCAGAAUUAGGCAAAAAAACCAAACUCUGGUCAAGGUAAGAAAAGAUUGUGAAUUCAGUUAAAUGUUAUUAAAAGGUUGGCGUAAUACAGUGCACAGCACAGUUGGGCUUCUGUGUGGAAAUAUGGAAGCCAAAGGAAAAGGCUGUGUGGCUGUGUAAAGCGGUGAAAACACUUUAAGUAUAGCAUACACUUAGGCUGAUAUUGAUUUUAUUUAGGUGGGCCUUUUUUAAAGUGGCUAAAAUAUUUUGUGAUGUCCACCCCAAUCCACAGCAGUGUCAUCCUGAGCUUUGAGGUGCGAGCUUCGUCUGUUUCUGCUAACAGGUAGUGCACCGACCACCAUCUACUGUGUGUUAUAGACUGACUAUAGAUGGGUAUCACAUACAGCCCCUCUUUGAAAAUCUUGAACUCUCCCUUUAAGUUAUUUUUUACUAAUGUUUCCCAAGCAAUAUAAGGUGAUAAAUCCUUUACAUUUGCAUGAUGAUAAGUCCCUGGAGAUCAAAAUGGAACAGGAAUAUUUUUUCGUUAAAUCUAAAGACACAUUAAAUCUUUAUUUUUCUCUGUUUAAUCAAAAGACCAGAGAGAAAAGAGGCAGCUGAACCAGCACAUUUGGUUCUAUCUACAGCUGUCAUUCAUUUUACUUUAACUUGCCGUCAUUUGGAUGAGUGAUUUAAUCUCAGCUGGUCUAAAUGUUUCAGAGAUGUUUCUGUUUCACCAAUAAGCUUUUAUGAUGGAAACACUCCAUUUUAGUGCCAGACUACUAGAGUUAUUGAAAUAGUUUUGAUUUUAUACAAAAUGUAAAGACUUUUGGGGUUAUAUUAUGUGUUUUGGUUUGAAAGUCAAUCACUGGUGUGUUUUUUUUAAGCAAUUUCAGGGUUUUUUUGCUACGGCACACACUUUUGUACAAUGUAAACAAGGUAUUUUUGUACCAGUUAUUUGAAAAAAAGACUGAAUGCAACUUCA